AUGUCAUUUCGACGAUUUCCUCAAUAUCGACGAUUCCGAGGCGGAGGAAGCUCGCGAGGCCAGCAGCACACACUAAUAGCAUCCGGACUCGGGGUGAGUGCUGCAGGCUACUACUUCUACCACCUCCAUCCCAAUGCCGCGGGACGGUAUCGGUUCAUAGACGUGAGCCAGCAGCAGGAGGUCCGCGCCGGUGACGAGGCAUUUAGAGAGCUGCUGCGUCAAUACAGCGCGUCUAUUCUUCCCUCCCACCACCCUACCACUGUGUACGUGCGAGACAUCGCCAAGCGCAUCAUACGGGCAUCUGGUGCACUCCAUCCACACACCAAAGAGUAUAAUUGGCAAGUUUACGUCGUACAUUCGAGUACAAAAAACGCAAUGGUGCUGCCUGGUGGCAAGAUAUUUGUGUUCGACGGACUCCUCCCAAUCACAAAGACUGCAGAUGGACUGGCUAAUGUAAUAGGACAUGAGUGUGCCCACCAAUACCUCCGUCACAGCGGAGAGAGGAUGAGUUUCAUGAAGGUGUUCAUCGGUCUCGCCAUCGCCCUCCAGGCUGUCGGAAUUGACUUUGGUCUCUCAAACGCCCUAAUGAAGGUCGUCCUAGAGCUGCCUAACUCGCGCAAAGCUGAGUAUGAAGCUGACCAGGUGGGUAUGGAUGUCGCCGCGCGCGCUUGCUUCGAUCCUGCAGAGGCUGUACGCGUCUGGCAGAGGAUGUCGCAGGCUGAAAGCAGCGGCGGCAGUGGUGGUGCUAUGGACUUCCUCUCCACACAUCCUGGCCACGAAAACCGCAUCGAAAGGCUGAGAGAGUUCCUUCCUAAGGCAAAAAAGAUUUUUGACGACAGCGAAUGUCAGCAGAUGAGUAGCUUUCGCAGGUCCACCUUUAGUGCAUUUAUGUAG
Messenger RNA from Wallemia ichthyophaga EXF-994, 894 nucleotides. RefSeq lists its product as uncharacterized. Gene Ontology annotation, biological process: mitochondrial protein processing; protein quality control for misfolded or incompletely synthesized proteins. The coding region runs from base 1 to 894 and encodes 297 amino acids. Gene Ontology annotation, molecular function: metalloendopeptidase activity. Gene Ontology annotation, cellular component: mitochondrial inner membrane. The record is from RefSeq and is a predicted model, not a curated record. The transcript is spliced from 3 exons. Lineage: Eukaryota; Fungi; Basidiomycota; Wallemiomycetes; Wallemiales; Wallemiaceae.